Strongylus vulgaris is the source of this 223-nucleotide messenger RNA. The record is from the annotation of a GenBank genome assembly. Lineage: Eukaryota; Metazoa; Nematoda; Chromadorea; Rhabditida; Strongylidae.
GAUGAACCUCCAAGAAACGAUGAAGGCGAGGAGAUGCUUGUAUAUGGGCCACUUCCUCGAGAACCGGACGAAAAGUUGUACCCAUGGAAGUAUGAACGAAAGGAUAGCGGCGUACGCAGAUUCUUCCGCUUCUUCAAAGAACUCGGUGCUGCGACGCCAUCACCGCGACGCGGCUCCUCCACCAAUAAUUCUCCCCGCCCACAACGUGCAAAUGCGGGAAAUU